CGUCUGACGUUCGCGAUUGCACGCUUAGUUAACAGAGCGGUUCUGGCAAUGACAAUGCAUGCUGCCAUUGAUAUUGGAAAAUUUUUUAUUUUUUGAGGCCAUGGUGUUUUGAAGUCAUUACUCUUUUUUCAAUUGUGGAUUUUUCAAGUUCAAACGAUGUUGCCACUAAAGAAAGCGAAGGUCUGAAGAGGUGAUCCUCUGCCCUAGUGAAGGAUGGAAGUGGUGCAUCAAGUGAGGCUUCUCCUGCGGCGGAAUGUGGCCCUACGCCUCAGGCAGCCAGUAAUCUUGGCGCUCGAAUUAUUAUGGCCCGUUGUGAUAUUCUUGGUUGUGAUGGCUGCCAGAAAUGCUAUACCUCCUGUUGCUCAACCCACAUGUUACUACAAAGCUUGGGCUUUGCCGUCCGCUGGAGUGGUGCCAUUUGUUCAAUCCAUGAUUUGCAACAUUGACGAUUGCCAAAAUCAGACUGAAUACGAAGAUAUUCCUUCAUACAAUGGAUCGAGUGUGCGGGAGCUAGUCGCUAAUACGAUGCCUUUGAUCAUGGAUCACAGUAUAACAGAGCUUGUUACUGCUCUUCCAAAAGGCAUGCGUCUCAUGAGAGUUGCUGUGGAUGCACUAUCCGGACCUGACUUAUCCGUUCUCUUAGAUGAAGGAUUCCCGGUGACAGAUCUCCUGAAAGACACAAACCAAACAAGGGAGUUGUUAAGUAGCAUAAAUAUGACUGAUGACGAAAUAGAGCUUACUUUGGAAUCGUCUAUUCAGUUGCCACAGAUUUUAGAAAUCACAAGCCAAAGCAAUUUCUGUGAUACCUUUCAAGAUUUGAUUGAAGACACGUCCAAUAUAUUCGAUAAAAUUCGAUUUCGCCUUUGCAGUAUGGAUGAGAUUUCCCGAAGGGACUUUUUUCGUCGACUCAAAAGCCAACUGGAUGUCAAGAAUAUAGUACAAACGAUGGGAUUAGCUAUGUCUGAACUUGGACGUUUAGACAUUGGUGAAAUUCUAGGAAACAUUGGGGUUUUGCUGGCUAAUCUCCAAUCAUCUAAUAUUUUUCACGAAGAUAUCUUAAAAAUGAUAGUCAUGGUCCUUGAUGAAGUGAGAUUUGAUCAAAUUGAUACUAAAGUAAUUCGUCACUUGAUUGAAGAUCUCGAGCCUUUGUACAGAGAAAGUGAAUGGGCUAUGUUGAUUCAAGUGUUGAAAGAUGUAAAGUUACCCACCAUGAAAAGGAACUCCACAAAUCCAAGAAGAAUUGAUGCAGAAGUAAAUAAAGCGCCAUCUAUCGCUGAAAUGGAGAGUGCUGUAGAUACUUCAGAAAGCUCUGCCAACAAAGAGAGAUUCAAUUUCCAACGGAAUGCGGCAAAUACUUUUGAAACAGUUUUGAGUUUAGCCGAUAUUGGGAUGGAUAUGCUGAAAUUUUUACCGAGAAAUGCCUCUAUUCAAGCCGAGAAUGCGCUGAAAUACUUUGCUUUUUUUGUGGAUGUCGCUGAUGGUAUAGUUCCUGAAAUUGAAAAGUCAUUAAAAAUAGAUGAUUCCACGAAAUUUCUUGACACUUUUAGCGACAUUUUAGGAGCAGCAUUUCUCAACAUUGCCGAAGAAACAAAAUCAAAAAAUCAAAACGUAAAUUUUUGUAAUACUAAGGAAUUCCAAACAUUAUUAAAUUCAUCUGAUUGGAAUGACAUUCCAGCUCUGCAAAGAUACGCUUGCAAAAUUUCUAGAGUUUCGGAAAGGAGGCCGGUGUCAUCUGAUGAAAUGAACGUGGAGAAAUGGCGCUCAUCAGUCAGCAAAAUGAAAAAUUUAAUGAAUUUCGAUAAAUAUUCUGAAAUUCGCCAUAACAUCGCAAAAUGGCAAAAUGAAGCGAAUGGAAACGCCACUACAGGAUUUACUGCUUUCAAAAAGUCACCAAUGAGCGAAGCAACCAUCGAUGAUGUUAUUUCUACGAUCGAAUGCACUAUUCAAGGAUUUCAAGAUUUUAAUAGCCCAAAGGCUGGAGGAGCAAAAAAUAUUACAGGCACCUACCUAUCCACGAUUCCGCAAGAAAUAUCCAACAAAAUAAGUAAUAACAAAAGAAAAAUUUUCCUAAAUGGACUUUCUAGAACCAAAGAAAUUAUAAAUCACGUAAGAAAUAAUUAUGCGAUUUUUGGGCAGAUGAAUCUAACCAACUUUGGAACUAUGUUAACGGAACUGGAUAAGUUAGUAAAUGGCAUUGGUGCUGGAAGUUUCGGUCAUUUUCUUACAUCUACGUCCAAAGAAUUCCUUCGUUUUAUUCCAGCUGUAGCAUUUAUGACGAAAGAUUUUAAAACAAAUACGACGGCAAGAAGAGGGCUGCCAUCAUUGACGUCAGCUUUUAUCCAAGAUUUAGAGACUUUCAUAUGGAAUUCUAUUUCGCCAAAAAUGGUGGAAGAAUUUGCCAAGAAACCUUUGAGUGAUAACUUUUGUGUCGACGCCGAUGCAUUGGAAGCUACGCAAUUACACUGGAAAUGGCUGCUUUGUACUGAUUCAUCAAAAUCUUUUAAAAUAUCUCUGCCAAGUAUAAGUACAGACCAUAAGGAUUCAAUAUCAUCAUCAGACCUAGAAUUCAAACCGGUUAAUAAUUUUGACGCCCAAAUUUUUUCACAAAUUCUUCUACGACUGUCUUCGAGUAUGAGUUUCACUGUGAAAGUCAUUUCCCAGUUCCUUCAUCCUGUGAAAGGCUGCGAUUCCACAUGCGGUAGUGAAGAUAUCAUGUUGAAGAAAAUGUGCUUUUUAGCGCGUUUACAAAAUGCCAAGAGCGUCAUAGAAAUACCGAAAAGGGAAAGUAAUGGUCAUGAAGAGAACAUAAUGGAAGACGACAAUUUUUUACAGCAAUUCCGAACUCUACUUCCUAUUGAUGAGCACAUUAUUGAAGGUUACGCUAGUUUUAUGGACGUCGUUCGGGCCUCGGCUGCAAAUAACUUCACCAGCUGGAGAGACAUUGUUCGUUUAGUGGUCUCCGGACUCCGUUUUCUGGAUUCAUUCGAUGGAAAGGAUCGUAAGCUGAGACCUUCCCUUCAUGUCAUCAACUCCCUCGUCAGUUUAGUGAAAAACAGAGUAUCCGAUGCAGCACAAUCGUCAUCUGAAGCCAUAGUUGAAAUCCAGAAUGUCUUUCCUGAUUCUCCAUUAACCCAAGAAGUUGUCAAAAGUUUUCUUCCCGUGCUUCCUGAGGUUACAUCCACAUUGUUUUGGACAGCAUUAGUACCUGGAAAAGUUUUGAAGCUGAUUGACAACAGUGACAAGAAUAUAUCUAUCAUAAUUUCGACCAUAUGCAAUUCCUCGCUUACGGACUACUUUUAUAAUCCAGGACUUUCUUCCGAUGAAUUUGAACGACUUGAUCAAGUUCUGUGCAGCCAUAGAUACUACGAUGUUUUUGAGGAGAUAUUUGAAGAUCCUGAUAUUCAAGAAAUUGUGUUUGAUGCUAGUAGCACCGAUGAAGUGUCAUGGGAAGAUAUGCAUGACAACAUCUUAGAGACAGUAUCUCUUCUUCAAGAUCUGGCCGAACGCAAGAAAGCUGACAUAUCUUCAUUUCCACCGCUGCCAAGAUGGCAGAAAAUGGCGAGGGGCAUUCAUUCUCAAGUUAUGAAUCCGGCGGUGAUGCUCUAUGUCCUCAACAGCAAAUUCUUUUACAGAUUCUGCUCCGAUCAACAGCCUCGAAAUAUGUCUGCUCAUCUGAAAAACUUCUUCACCACAGAUCAGGAGACGACCCUGUACCAAGGUCUGUGUUCCAUUAGUACGGCGUCCUUUUCUGCCAAAUUGGUGGAGAGUGUGAAUGAUACUUUCAAGAAUUCUGAGACAGAAAAAGGAAAAAACCCCGAUGUCGCUUCGCUUUCUCAGAAGAUAAUAGGUGUUUUUUUCAGUAUGCCGGAGAUCAAAGACAUUGGAAAACUGUUUCUUGGUAUGGAUUUGCAUGAUGAUAUAGAUGGAGGUGAAGAAGAAGGCCAUAUAUUGCAAAAUGGUGCAAAUAGAUACAAAAUCAUGAAUGCAACAAAAAGGACGUUUGACAUGGUUGAUAGCGUUACAGGUGGUAGACUGUCUGCAACAAUUUUAGGAAGCUCAUUUCCCGAAAUUUUGCAAGAUGUUUCUGCAUUAAUUCUUCCAUCAGAUGAUGGGCAGAACACCAUAGAACACUUUUUCCUGAAUUCCAACAAGUCGAACCAACUCUUUAGAAUAUUUUUCAAUAAUAAUCCUGAAGGAAGACGAAUUGAGACUUAUGUUGAAUCAAUGGCAGAAUAUUUUUCAAAGAAAGAAAAUUCCAAAAAAUUAAAAUCCCUCUGCAACAACCUCAAACAAAGACUACCUGCAGAAUCUUCUGAUGGUUUUAGCAAUAUGGUCUGCUCUCAACCACCGGCUAAAUGGACUUUGAAAAAUUUAAAUCAACAUCAGAACUACACGUCUUUGUGGACAGAAAUCGAUAUGUUUCUCAGCGAUGAAGCAAAAAAUGCUACUCAAGAACUAUAUUUUCGGAAAAGAAAAGCCGUAUUCUUGAACUCCAUUGACAAAAUACUCAUUUCAAGCAUACAAGUUACGGACUGGUCUAGUUUUCAGAUGCCAUCAUUCUAUUUUUCCAUGAUGAGAGCUUUCGUUAGAAAUCUCGAAGGGAUUGAUCAUUCUAAUAUACAAGAAACGGGCUGUCUUACUAGAAGUAGCCAAGAAGCCAUUCAAGAUUCUGUUCAUAAAUUAUUGAAUUCCAUUUCAGGAGCAGAGUUUCUAAGUUGCGGAUUAUUAAAUAAAAACAUUAGCGGCUUAUACUCGUGGAUAUCCGAAUCUGCAAACUUGAAACAAGCUUUUGAGAAGGUUGCCCAUGGGUUUAAAAUCGGAGAGAUUUGUACGCAUUCUUGGAAGUGGUUAUUGCUUUUGAUCGACGACCUAGAAGAGCUGUACAAGAGACUGUCUCAAAACAUGUCAGAAAAGGAACUCCACGAAGCGAACAAUUGUUUGAGGAAUUUCAAGCAAUCACUUUUGAUUUCAAGUUUGCAAAUGCAUGCAAACGUUAUUAAACAAGCUGCCAAAUUUUUAUCAACUAUUAACACACCUGCAGGACAUUGGAAAGGCAUUAAAGAGCAAAUAUUCCAAAGAAUAUCGCAGCAUUUACCAGCAUUCAUAAGAUUGUCCGAAAUCAUUCCUGAAAGCUCUGAUAUCCUUCCCUCAAGUUUUGAAAUGGAGGACACUGAGAUCGAAGAAGUUUUAAGAGAAGCUUCCAUUAAUUUUAAUUGGCACCUCCGGCACGGAUUGUCGUCUACAACCCUACGAAAGAAAAUCUGUGAUAAUAAAGACGACCCUUCUGUUUCGACGGUAUUUCUGAGGCCUCCUCAAAUGAGUUUGAUGACCCGAGCAAAAUUCUACGGAUACAUCUGCAAUCCAAAUGUCACUCAGCACUUGGUACAGCAGCUGAACCAAAGCUAUAUCAAGGACAAAGUUCGAGAAAUUCAAGAAAAAGAAUUCUUUUCCGGUCAGUGGCUUCAAGCCUUGAUGGGAUCAUCCGACAUUCUCAUAGACGUGGGGACGCAUCUCAUAUCCUCAAUGACAGAGAUCCAAAUUCACAAUCUGUUUGAUAUUUUUCACCUUUUCACAAAGCCUCAUGUGAUCCAAAAUGUAUAUGAAAGUUUAGGUAAGCUUAUUCUAGUACUGGAACCUGUCUUUCCUGGAAGUUCCUUCAUUGAAACUCUUCAGCAAAUCCUGGAUGGGCUACAAGCUUUCAAGUCCUUAACGCAGCUCACAAAUUUCAGUUUUUCAUACAAAGUGAAAGACGUUUUUGGAGAUGCAACUAUCGAUGUUUUAAUGAAUGAAUUGCAAGUAGAUUCUGAAGAAUUGUCUUCAUUCUUGGAAUCUGAAAUAAGUUUGAAUCAGGUUGUUUUAGACAAAAGAUCCGGCCACGUUUCCUUUUGCGAAAAUUCUCGAGACACUAGUAUUUUAUGCACUUUAUCUAAGAACGAGAGAACUGCUAUUUCAACAGAGCACUUACAAGAUUUGGUUUUCCAGAAAUUCCUUAUAUCGUUUGGAUCUUUGGGCGUUGAAGGUGUUCUUAAAGAAGCCAAAGUUGAUGCUGUAGAAGCUGAGAAAACCUUGGAAAUCCUUUCUAACGCACCCAAUGUCAUUAGUAGAUUGACUAACCAUCUAGAAACAGUAACAACUGUAAUGCACCCGGAUGUCAAAACGUUAUUCCAAAAUUUGGAUCAAGGUGUUCAAUGGUUGACAACUCCCGAAGCCUUGUCGACGGGAGGCCAAAUCCUCUGUGGAAAACCCCUUACUUCUCUUAGCCGCAAAUUCAUGCUGUUGUCACCUGAAGAUGCUGAAAAUAAGAUUGAAGAAAGAGAGUUAUUGAGGUUACCAACUGAUUUUUGUCGCCAUGGUUAUAAGGAGAUCAUGAAGAUGAGGGGAGGAGCUAUUUUAUGGGGUUUCUUGAAGCCUCUGUUCAGAGGAAAGAUCCUAUAUGCUCCAAAAGAUUAUGGCCCUGCACUCACAAUCAUUUCCAAGGUGAAUGAGACUUUUAAUAUCUUAGAAGAGCAAGUGCACUUUGUGAAAGCAGCAGCUGAAGGUUCAACAGGUUUGCAUUAUCUACAAAGGAAAAAUGAAACUCUUCAAUCCUUACAGAAACUUUUGUCUUCCAAGGCAGUAUCCAAGUUUCUGGGCUCACCGUCUUGGGGCGCAGCCUUGUCUUGGUUAGAAGCCCCAAGCUCUAGCAGUUUGUCCCUCCUUCAUCUAGUGGAGUUAGUAGGUAAUGUCACAGAAUGCAUCAGUUUGGACAGAUUUUUAGGCUUCGAUACAGAAGAGGAACUGGAAGCGGCCGCAGCAACUCUACAUGACAGAAGAGAAUUCAUUGCAGCCAUUGUUUUCAUGCAAGAGAAACACUUAGACAAACGAUGGGCUGAUGGAAAACAGGAGCACCACUUACCUAAAAACGUGCUUUACAAAAUAAGAAUGGAUAUAGAUAAUGUACCAACAACGGAAUAUAUUAAGUACAGAUGGUGGAGACCUUACCCAUACGAUGACUUCUUCGAAGAUCUUCGCUACUUUAGAGGUUUUCUGCAGCUGCAGGAUACUGUCGACUCUGCCAUCAUCGAUCUUCAGACCCAAAGUCCCGGAUCUUCGUCAGAAGUGAAGAAAUACUUGCAGCAAUUCCCUUACCCAUGUCACCAAAGAGAUAAGUUCGGCACUUUAUUGAAAGGUUCUAUGCCAGCUGUUAUGACUAUAUCUUGGGUGUUUAUAGUUGCCUUUUUAGUUCGAGAACGUGUUUUGGAUCGUGAGCUGGAACUAGAUGAGACUCUUGGUGUGAUGGGCUUACGCAAGAGUUCCGCCUGGCUCGCGUGGUUUGUAACCGGCCUUUGCGUACUGCUAGUUUCUGUGAUUGGUAUUGUAGCUGUGCUGAAAUGGGGCGGGAUCACACCAAAUUCGGACCCUGUCGUGCUAUUCCUAUUUGUAGCGGAUUUUGCUGUGUUGCUGAUUGCUUAUUGUCAGCUGAUGAGCUCUUUCUUCAGUCGAGCUUCCACAGCAGCAUUGUUAUCGGUUUUGCUGUAUGUUUUGUCCUUUUUUCCCUUCCUACUUUUCGUCACUUGGGAAUUGGAUUUUCUAUAUUGGCAGAAGCUGUUAUCGUGUGUACUGGUAUCCACUUCCUUCUGCUUUGGUUGCUUGUAUUUGAACCGGUACGAGGAUCAAGGUCAAGGAGUUCACUGGUCCAACAUGUGGCAAAGCCCGGUAGCUGAAGACAGAAUGAAUUUCGGUACAACACUCGUCGCUAUGACGUUAUGCUCUCUACUGUACUUUUUCCUGUCCUGGUAUAUUGCAAGAAUUACCACAGGCUUAAAAGGUAGAAAACCUUUGGCGUGGUACGUAUUGCUAAAACCACCAGCACUAGUAGAUAAAAAGAUUGAAAAUGGAUUUGCUGACCAUAACACAAAACCAAGAAGUAUAAUAGAAGGUGUAAAGGAUCAGACAAAUGCUAAAAGAAUAACUGGGAUCAGCCUAAGUAACGUGCAUGCCCUUUAUUCGAAGAAGGGAUCAAAGGAAUGGCGGGCUUUAUCCGGACUGAACUUGGAUCUAUACGAAGACCAGAUCACUGCUCUUCUCGGCCAUAAUGGUGCUGGUAAAACAACAACCAUAAAGAUUCUAACUGGAAGAAAACUACCCACAACUGGAAAAGUGUCACUUUAUGGAUAUCCUAUUCCAGAAAAACUGGCUGAAGCACGAAAAUUAAUCGGAUAUGCUCCUCAAAAUAAUACUUUGUAUGAUAAGUUGACAGUUAAAGAACACUUAAACUUAUUUGCUCGACUCAAAGGUAUUUUGGACGCUAAUGUUGUUAAGAAAGAAGUAAACGAAAUGUUGAACCGAUUAAAUUUGAUCGAAAAACAAGAUGAAUGCACCGAGACAUUGUCUGGUGGUCAACGCAGGAGGCUUUGCGUUGGUAUCGCUUUCGUGGGCGGGUCCAAAGUAGUUAUUCUGGAUGAACCCACAAGCAGUGUUGAUCCUGUUGCUCGCCGCAAGAUCUGGGACCUCAUCCUUAGCUACAAAAAAGGUAGAACUAUCCUCUUUACAACACAUCACUUGGAUGAAGCAGACAUCCUAAGCGACCGGGUUGCUAUUUUACAUAAGGGAAGAAUGUUGUGUUGUGGAUCGCCUUUGGAACUGAAAGGAAGAUUUGGCAGUGGAUAUCGACUGAGUAUUCUACCAGCUGCAGAAAAAUCAGAACACGAAGAACGAGAUUCUGGGCGUGCUUCUUCAAUCGCAGAGUAUGAAGAGCAUGUCAAUAUGGACUGCGACGGUGUCAUGGAAUGUAUUCAGACAUACGUACCUGACGCAACUCUAUUGGAGAAUGAUGGCAGUCACCUGGUCGUCAGUCUACCAGCUGAUCCUUUAACAUCCAAACCCUUGUCUGAAUUUUUCACUCACCUAGAAAAGUGCCUUCAUCUGUGGGGAUUCCAGAGUUGUUCGAUAUCCAGCGCAACUCUCGAAGAGGUAUUUUUGACUCUGUGUCGCUUAGAAGACGCUAAAGCUGCUCACAACUCUGAAAAGUUCGCUGACAUUUCUCCUUUCCGACUGAAGAAGACAAGUGAAACAACAUUCAGUCAGAAGAAUGAUGAUUGCUGUAAAAACUGUGAUAACUCUAUGGUAAUCGAAAUGAAAGAAAAGGACAGUCCUACCAGUAGGCGUGGUUUUCGUUAUAGCGCUCACCUGAGGUACAACCAGCUGAAUUCGUUGAUCAAGAAGAGGUUCUGGCACACGAAACGAAAUUGGAAAGCCCUUACAUCAAGCAUUGUGAUGCCCUGUGUUUUCAUUGCCCUGGCCAUGGGAUUGGCUGUUGGUAGACCGCAGAAAGCACCUGAUCCGUCCAUAGAACUGACACCUGCUCUCUAUGCAUCCAAAGAUCAUAAAGCAAUAUCAUUCUUUGCUUGGGAUGAAAUGGAAACUAAUCUUGGAAAUACGCUACUUAGUGUUUUAAAAGCAAAUUCUACCGGAAAUGAAAUCUGCCAUCAAGGUGAUAUAAACUGCAGUCAUUUCUACGGGAACUCAAGAGUAAUGAGUGGACUAUCAGGUCGAUGCUUAUGCGAAAGAGAAUGCCCUGCCACUAUCAGAGAAUUGACAUCUUCUUUGCAGACACCAGAUCAGCUGCUCUACAACAUGUCGGAUAUCAACAUUCCUCAAUACCUUCUAGAUUCUUACUUGCAGUUCAAUGAAAAAAGAUAUGGAGGAUGGACGCUAGAGAAAACAAAAUCGAAUGAUAUCUCCGCAAAAGUGUGGUUCGAAAACAGUGGAUAUCAUUCGGCACCUUCUUAUCUGAAUUCACUCAACAAUGCUAUUUUGAAACAAAAGACUCAUAAUACUUAUGCUAUAAGAACUUGGAGUCAUCCAUUGCGACUUAGUGUGGAACAACUUGGAAGAGAAACACUAUUGCAAAGACUUGGCGAAGUGGGCAUUGCCUUCGUCUUUCUGAUUGGUCUGUCCCUCGUGCCGUGCACAUUCGCCGUCUAUAUCGUCGGAGAGCGAGAGUCUGAACAGAAGCGCUUGCAGAUGGUGACUGGAGCCCUCAGCCCCCUUCUGUACUGGGGCGCAGCUUUUCUCUGGGACCUGACCAUUGUACUGGCCACCAGCCUCGUCUCAGCAGCCAUCGUGAGUGCCUUCGGUUUGCCAGCCUUCUACCAGAGGGAGAACUUUAGAGCCGUCUAUACGCUCAUUUUCCUCUAUGGGUGGGCCACAACCCCUUUGACGUACCUGUUGAGCCGCUUCUUCCGCGAAGGGAGCCUCGCUUUCAUGGUCAUCUUCACAAGCCAUCUGUUUGUUGGGCUCGUCAUCAUGAUGUCACUGGUCAGUCUUAGAAUGAUCAGUGUGUCCAAAGAUGUUGCUACGAUUCUUUCCACUCUUCAAAGGUUUUCUCUGGCGUUUCCUCAGUACAGUUUGGUUGGAGGCCUCACUGACCUCAACGAGAAUCAAAUUAAAACGGAGAUAUUUGAGCAAUUCGGCCAGGACGUCUACGUAUCACCUUUCAGCUGGACAUCUCUGGGGCCGAAUUUCGUCGCACUUUUCGUGCAAGGAGUCGUCUUCUUCCUACUCACUGUCCUCUUGGAAAUUCUGCCACUUAGGCACUGGUGCCAAAGACUUCUCUUAUCAAGAAAGCACAUAAACAACCAACAGCAGACUAAUAAAAACGAAGAUGAUCCAUCUAAAAGUUUAUUACAGAUUCAAAAUAUUUCUCAGGUAUACAACACCAAAGCCGGUCAUAGGUAUGCUGUGGAUAAUUUGACUUUGUAUAUACCUCAGGGAGAGUGCUUCGGCUUAGUUGGAGCGAAUGGAGCUGGAAAAACAACUUUAUUCCGAUUAUUAAUUGGAGAAAUCCAGCCUACUGCAGGAAAAAUUAUAUUCCCCGGCUUGCAGUCUGAAAGGAAUAAAAAACACCAAUUCCUUGGCUAUUGUCCACAGAAGGAUGCUCUUGAUGGUCUACUCACUCCAAGACAACAUCUAGAAAUUUAUGCUGGCCUCAGAGGCAUACAUUCUUCUGAAAUACCUAAAGUUAUUGAACGGAGUCUGAAGAGCUUAGAAUUGGAUACUCAUGCUGAUCGCCCAGUCCACAAGCUUAGUGGUGGUACAAAGAGGAAGUUAUGCACUGCUAUUGCUACUCUAGGGGACCCUGAACUAGUGCUCCUGGACGAGCCAACAUCAGGAAUGGAUCCCGCGACCAGAAGACUUGUCUGGAAAACCAUAUCGCGCGCAACAGAAGCUGGACGAUCAGUUAUCCUCACCUCACACAGCAUUGAAGACUGUGAUGUGCUUUGUACCCGAUUGGGAAUCAUGGUGAAUGGAAAAAUAGCCUGUUUAGACAGUCCAAUUAAAUUGAAAUCCAGAUUUGGAACAGGUUAUACAUUAUCGUUUAGAGUUCCAGAACACAAAGAGGACUGGGUUUCACUUUUAAAUUUUAUUCACAAAGAAAAUCCUUCCGCACAUUUGCAGGUACACAGUGGGAGAAGAAUAGAAAUUGCUCUUCCCGAUGAAAACAUUUCUUUAUCUUCCCUAUUUUGUCAACUUGAAGAUUGUGCCAAGUUAUUUGGGAUAGAAGAUUUAGCAAUCGAUCCCACCACACUUGAUCAGGUGUUUGUCAAUUUCGUAAGACAGCAAUGUGAUGCAAUACAAGAGAGAAGCAUACAACCUGAAUCUGAAGAAACAGUGCCAACUAAGGAAUCAUACCUAGAAAUGUUUUGUACUACUAAACUGUGAAGCUGGAUAAAUCGGCAUCUGCAGAAGUGCAAAAGCUCUUUGAUUAAUUAAAACAAUUGAACAAUUACAGCAAAUGUCACUGAACAGAAAUGAGCUUUACAAAUGAUAUGAAAAUUGUAUAAUAUUUUGUAAAUAAAUUAUUUUUAAACAGAAA
Molecule: messenger RNA, 11857 nt
Organism: Argiope bruennichi
Lineage: Eukaryota; Metazoa; Arthropoda; Arachnida; Araneae; Araneidae
Product: phospholipid-transporting ATPase ABCA1-like
Exons: 80
Coding region: 214-11703 (3829 amino acids)
Biological process (GO): transmembrane transport; lipid transport
Cellular component (GO): intracellular membrane-bounded organelle; membrane
Molecular function (GO): ATP binding; lipid carrier activity; ABC-type transporter activity
Source: RefSeq, a predicted model, not a curated record